UGUAGUUUGUCUUUACGGAAUAUUAGUCAUCAUGAGUCGCGUCAGGACAAAGACGGUCAAAAAGGCCGCAAAACUUAUCAUCGAAAAAUAUUAUACUCGAUUAACCAUGGACUUCCAUACAAAUAAAAGGAUAUGCGAAGAAAUCGCUAUUAUUCCUAGCAAAUCUUUGCGAAACAAAAUCGCUGGAUUUGUUACUCACUUGAUGAAACGUCUUAGACAUAGUCAAGUACGUGGUAUUUCUAUCAAAUUGCAAGAAGAAGAAAGGGAACGCAGAGACAACUAUGUUCCUGAAGUAUCUGCUUUGGAACAUGAUAUUAUUGAAGUUGACCCAGAAACCAAGGAAAUGUUACAAAUGCUUGGAUUUAAUAAUAUCCCAGGACUUCAACUUACACAAUCUCAAUUACCACCAUAUAGCAGACGUUCUUAAAAUUUAUUUCUUUAUAUUAAAUAAGAUUGUUAGUGUUGCAUUUUUCAAUAAAAUUGCAAGCUGACAUUCUAAAA
Messenger RNA from Apis laboriosa (Himalayan honeybee), 501 nucleotides. It is a transcript of the gene RpS17, whose product is annotated as 40S ribosomal protein S17. The transcript is spliced from 3 exons. Bases 32 to 427 code for a protein of 131 amino acids. Gene Ontology annotation, molecular function: structural constituent of ribosome. Gene Ontology annotation, cellular component: ribosome. Lineage: Eukaryota; Metazoa; Arthropoda; Insecta; Hymenoptera; Apidae. The record is from RefSeq and is a predicted model, not a curated record. Gene Ontology annotation, biological process: translation.